AGAAACCCUGAUCAGGAAGUGAGUCCAUAGUACAGGUUAAAGUCCUGUUAUUGCACUUGUUCAUGUCCCCAUGUUUCUUUCCUUCAGUGAUGAACAGACUCAGUGUUGUUUCCCGUCAUUUGUCACCUGCACGCGCGGAAUUUCAGUCCUGCAGUGCGCGCGCUCCACGUGACCCUCAGGAUGUAGUGAUUGUGCACGGCUUAAGGACUCCGAUAGGGAGGGCCAAGAGAGGCUCCUUUAAGGACACGACUCCAGAUGAGCUGCUGAGUGCAGUAAUGACAGCAGUGCUGAAGGAUGUGGGACUGUCACCAGAUAAACUGGGAGACAUGUGUGUUGGUAACGUGUUACAGCCUGGUGCAGGAGCAGUGAUGGCCCGGAUUUCACAAUUCCUCAGUGGCUUUCCAGAAACGGUGCCCGUGUACACAGUGAACCGUCAAUGUUCGUCUGGACUUCAAGCGCUUUUUAACAUCGCAGGUGGGAUCAGGAACGGGUUUUACGAUCUGGGCCUUGCGUGUGGGGUGGAGAGUAUGUCUCUGCGUUCUGUCGGAAACCCUGGAGAUCUCAGCUCCAGACUGAUGGACAGUGAGAAGGCCAGAGAGUGCCUCAUCCCCAUGGGAAUCACUUCCGAGAAUGUUGCGGAGAGAUACGGCAUCACCCGAGACAAACAGGAUUCGUUUGCUUGCAGCUCUCAGCAAAAGGCAGCUCAGGCUCAGAAACAGGGUUUAUUCCUGCAGGAGAUUGUUCCUGUGACCACCAAGUUCGUGGAUGAGAAUGGAGCCGAGCGCACCAUCACGGUCACCAAGGAUGACGGCAUCCGUCCAGGCACCACCAUGGCGGGUCUGGCCAAACUGCGCCCUGCGUUUAAAGAGGAUGGCAGCACCACGGCAGGUAAUGCCAGUCAGGUGAGUGAUGGAGCAGCAGCUGUGUUGAUGGGUCGCAGGUUUGCAGUAGAAGCCCUUGGUCUACCGGUGUUAGGAAUCCUGAGAGCCGGGGCAGUAGUGGGCGUUCCUCCGGAUGUGAUGGGCAUCGGGCCGGCCUAUGCAAUCCCAGCUGCCCUGGAGAAGGCAGGUUUGACUGUUAACGAUGUUGACGUCUUUGAGAUCAACGAAGCCUUUGCUAGUCAGGCGGUUUACUGUGUAGAGAAAUUAGGCAUUCCGAUGGAGAAAGUGAACCCUAAUGGUGGUGCCAUCGCACUGGGUCACCCACUGGGCUGCACAGGAGCUCGCCAGGUCGUGACCUUACUCAAUGAACUCAAACGCAGGGGCAGGAGGGCCUAUGGCGUGGUGUCCAUGUGCAUUGGAACUGGCAUGGGAGCUGCUGCAGUCUUUGAGUAUCCUGGACCUUAAAGAAGACUGGAGCUCGAUACAGCGCCAGGAACAUGUGGAGAAUCGUAAAAGUUAAACACUAGCAUAAGAAUUAAUCUCUGGCUUUCGUCAGAUUGGACUGAGACUUUAAAAAAACUAUGAUUUAAGAGUGUGUAAUUAGGUAAUUACUUAAGUAAUAGAUAACAACUAAUGGAAGUCUAAGACAGGAAAGCCAUCCAGAAGCAAAAUGUCUUAAUGUACUGUAGCUCAAAAAUGUACAGUCUACUAGACUUUAUCCUUGUUUUGGAAAUAUCUGCAUUACCACAUGACCUACAAACCUGUCUGUGUUUGCAGAGAGCUUAUUACAUGAGAUCAUUUAUGCUUGUGCCAGAAUGUUGAGAUUCAACGAAUAGACGGCACAAAAGAAAGGUUACAUAUUUUAGUUUUUUUUGUUUUUUUUUUAAUGAGACUGGGUUCAAAUCAUUCAAAUCAAAGAAAGCUCUGGGCAUGGUUUCUGGUGAGAUGGACCUGUAUUACUCCGUAAACUAAGUAGCCGAGAUUGUUUUUCAGGGAUAAAUGAAAUCCAUCUAUCCAUUUAUUCCUGCUCACUAAAUAUUUCAAAAUGUGCCUCAGGGAUUAAAAAAUCCAUCCCUCCAUCGCUUAUUCCCUCCCUUCCUUUGGUCAUUAUAAGCCUGAAUAGUGAUUUACAAACCUUGUGAUUGUAUUCUAUAAAGUUUUGUGUGUUUAAUGUUUGCACAUACAGUUGUAGUUUUUAUUCGAAGGCACCUGAACAUGAUGCUCUCCCUACUGCGGCUCUUCUGAGCCAAGAUAUUUACAGAGAUUAUUCAAUAAAAAGUGAUUAUUCCACAUAGAGGCUAAAUUCUACAACAAGACUAAAAUAUUGCUGAGAUGUUACAAAUCUUCAGAGACCAAAUUCGCUUUGUCGUUUGUAAAAUCUUAUUUGAUCGACUAACAGAAAAGUAAAAGUAGAAUAUUUUGCUAAUAAAUACCAAUGGAGAUAAA
Tachysurus fulvidraco (yellow catfish) is the source of this 2327-nucleotide messenger RNA. RefSeq names its product acetyl-CoA acyltransferase 1 (gene acaa1). Gene Ontology annotation, molecular function: acetyl-CoA C-acyltransferase activity. The record is from RefSeq and is a predicted model, not a curated record. The transcript has 12 exons. Gene Ontology annotation, cellular component: peroxisome. Gene Ontology annotation, biological process: fatty acid beta-oxidation; phenylacetate catabolic process. Bases 63 to 1346 code for a protein of 427 amino acids. NCBI's taxonomy places the organism in Eukaryota, Metazoa, Chordata, Actinopteri, Siluriformes, Bagridae.